GGACGCAAAAGCCAUGGCAGUUCAUUUGAACUGCCAUUAAGGCAUCCACUGUGGCAUCUAGUUGUGACCAGUGACUGUCACGGACUGGCAGGGAUCAGCGUCAGCCAUGACUUCGGCAUGACAUGUGGGGUUUCACCGUAUUUUUAUUUUUGUUGACUCUUUCUCAAUAUUGCAUAACUUCAACUUUUCAUCUCCAAGACCUGUAUUGUUGGCUAGUGCAGCUUGAAGCACCUAAUAUUUUUACUCUCCUUACUUUGGCUGCUAGAGAGCAUUGUUGAGCCCCAGUCAAUGAUAUUGUACAAAGAAGACUGUUGAUAACAAGUCAUAGAUAAUAUAUAAAUGACUUGUUAUAAGAAGUGCUUUUAAUAAUUAUGCA
Messenger RNA from Lentinula edodes (shiitake mushroom), 376 nucleotides. RefSeq lists its product as uncharacterized. Bases 123 to 278 code for a protein of 51 amino acids. NCBI's taxonomy places the organism in Eukaryota, Fungi, Basidiomycota, Agaricomycetes, Agaricales, Omphalotaceae. The transcript is spliced from 3 exons. The record is from RefSeq and is a predicted model, not a curated record.